Symbiodinium sp. CCMP2592 is the source of this 699-nucleotide messenger RNA. The record is from the annotation of a GenBank genome assembly. NCBI's taxonomy places the organism in Eukaryota, Dinophyceae, Suessiales, Symbiodiniaceae.
AUGUCUGUGAACGGAGUUGAAAAGUUUGCGAAGGCAGAGUUUGUGGUGGAGCUGGACCUGACAAAGGUCGCCGGCCUGGGACUGGAAGUUGACUGGGCAGAUGGAAAGACGCUUUUCAUCAAGAGUGUCAAGGUGGGAGAUGGGGGGGUGGACAGCACUUCUGCCUCUUCCUUGCUGGAACUCUGGCAGGCGGAAGGCGCCGUGCCUUCCUGGAACAAGAAGCACGCGGCCAGUGCGGUGGCUGCCGGUGAUCGGGUCAUUUCGAUCAAUGGAAAGGCAGGGGACCCGAAGGCAAGGCCGGAGCAGGGCAUCUGGCCGCCUGCCAUGCUGGCAGUGUGCAAGAAAGAGAAGCAACUUUCCUUGUUGGUCAGAGCAGGAUCCAACGAUGCAGCUCAGUUGCUGCAGAGGCAGAAAUGUCGUCAAAAGGCAAGCAAUCUUUUUGGAAACCGGUUGUUUUCCAAAUUCCUCGCCUCGGACCCGCUCGGUGGAGUCGCCGUGGGGCUGCGAAAUGAGCUGAGUGAAGUGAUCUCGAAUGCAGAGUGUGGAAUUGUAUCCAAGGCAGUGAAGAAAGUGGCUUCGAGCAUAGCGUCUGCCGUUCAGAACUCGCUGGCAGCACUGCCGUCCUCAGAAGAUGGGGGAAAGCCGAAGCAGAGCCCGAAGUUCUUCGACUUCAACGCGACGUACUCGGCUGUUUGCUAG